Messenger RNA from Sphaeroforma arctica JP610, 1997 nucleotides. Its product is annotated as WD40 repeat-containing protein SMU1. NCBI's taxonomy places the organism in Eukaryota, Ichthyosporea, Ichthyophonida. Gene Ontology annotation, molecular function: protein binding. The transcript is spliced from 8 exons. Gene Ontology annotation, cellular component: precatalytic spliceosome. Gene Ontology annotation, biological process: mRNA splicing, via spliceosome. The record is from RefSeq and is a predicted model, not a curated record. The annotation marks the transcript as partial.
UGCUGUGCAAAGCUCGUUGGAUUACUCAACUUCAAUUCGCCCUUUGUCGAGAGUACUGAACUGCUUCCCCGCAUUCACCAUCAGGAAGAAACAGGGAUAAACCUCAACACAGUGGACAGUGUGGAAUCAUUCACAACCGAUAUUCGAUUAGGUCACUGGGAUAAUGUUUUGAACGCCGUACAGACACUUCGAUUGCCUGAUAAAAAGCUAUUUGGCCUGUACGAACAAAUAGUACUCGAACUCAUAGAACUUCGAGAGUUGGGUGCGGCUCGAUCCCUUCUGCGUCAGACUGAUCCCAUGAUACUGAUGAAAGCUGCACAACCAGAUAGAUAUGUACAUUUAGAGAGUAUAUUGGCUAGGCCUUAUUUCGACGCACGAGAAGCUUACCCCGACGGUGUAACGAAAGAGAAAAGGAGAACACAGAUAUCAAAUGAGCUGGCCACGGAAGUCAUCGUUGUACCACCCUCCCGCAUGCUGUCGUUGCUGAGUCAGUCCGUAAAGUGGCAGCACUCCCAGGGUAUUUUGCCUCCUGAUACACACAUAGACCUGUUCAGGGGGAAGGCUGUGGUCACGGAAGCUGAAGCGGAAACUUUCCCGACUCAGAAAGUGAAGACUAUAAAGUUCGGGAGCAAAUCACAUCCAGAAUGUGCUGUGUUUAGUCCUGACGGCCAAUACCUGAUAACGGGUAGUGUGGACGGUUUUAUAGAGAUCUGGAACUAUCACACAGGCAAAAUUCGAAAGGAUUUGACCUUCCAGAACGAAGACAGGUUUAUGAUGAUGGACAAAUCAGUACUUUCCAUUGCAUAUAGUCGCGACAGUGAUAUGCUGGCCACAGCGUCAGUCGACGGCAAGAUAUACAUAUGGAAGAUUGAGACAGGUCAGCUAUUAAAAAAGUUUGAACACGCGCACGGACAAGGAAUUACUUGCGUCCGGUUUAAUCGGGAUAGCAGUCACAUUGCCAGUGCCUCUUUCGAUGGAACUAUAAGGAUACACGGUCUAAAGUCAGGCAAACUCAUGAAAGAAUUCAGAGGGCACACGUCAUUUGUCAAUCACUUCAGUUACUCUCAAGAUUACAGUCAGAUCUACAGCUCCAGCAGUGAUGGUUCCGUGAAGGCGUGGGAUAUAAAAACGGCGACUUGUGUGAUGACGUAUCAACAAGUGUUCGGCCACACGGAGAUCGCGGUCAACUCCGCUCACUUUCUGCCGAAAGAGCCCGCGCACUUUCUUGUAUGCAACAAGAGCCCCACAUUGUACAUCCUAAAUAAAGCGGGACAGCUGGUGAAAACGAUGACACAUGGUAAGGGGCCCUCAGCCGCGUUUGUGGCGUGUGAGGUGUCGCCGCGCGGUGACUUUGUACAUGCACUGGCCGAGGACAAGAGCUUAUACUGCUUCAGUCUGGACACAGGCAGGCUCGAGCAGUCGCUGCCAGUGGCAACCAAAGAUGUGAUCGGUUUAGCCUGCCAUCCCCAGCAGAACAUAUUCGCCACGUGCUCGGAAGAAGGGAAUCUCAAACUUUGGAAACCCUGAUUUGUAUUUGAUACGGUAACAAAGAUCAUCUCCGCCGUAAUAGCCUGUGUGGUUUCAAAUUUCUGUGUUCCAAUCAAGGAAAUAUUCAUACAUGGUGCUCAGUACUUUCAGUGCAAUCGAUAUUGGAUUCUUCAAGCGUAUUUCGAGUGGACAAUCCGGACGGUUUGGCCUUCUGUUGUUGCUGCUCUGACUGCACAAACGCCAUUGUGGUGGUAAUGGUGACUUCGGGCUGGGCUGUAUCGUCGGGUUGGAAAACGAAGUCGCGGGCACAUUUCGGGUCAAGUUCGUCUGCAAAAAAAUAUGUUAAAUUUAGUGCGAUCAACUGGUGGUGUGGCAACCCGGUUACCGAGAUCAGACAGAAAGAUUAACACAUGUAAGCCGAUUUUCACAUGCGAAAAAAAAAUGGGUUGUCCCGCAUACUACUUUUUGCUUCAACCGUUUAUAUAAAAUUGGCUUAUAUUAAAACCAUC